UGGUUUUCCCUCGCUCUCCUCUUCAUUCGUUUGAUGAAUUCUCAUAAGAUCGAAAGCGCAUUCACACAUCCUGCUGGUUGCAAAGCUUCAGUCUCAGCAUCUUGAGAUUAGCCAGAAUUUACAGCCGAAUCGGGGCCGAAACCGUCGUGAGAGAUGUAUACCCGGAUAAGUUACCGUGAAUUUUCGUGUAAAGAGUGGCGGAUUGCCAACAGCUUUCGUUAGAAGUAUAUAUUGUAUUCUAUUGAGGGUCUUGCUACACGAUACCGCCAGUUGGUCGGCAUUGUUUACGAAUCACCUAGAAUUUUUGUCAGAAUUCUGGCAAUGGCCUGCUACUCCUGCCCAGGAUUCGUGGCGUACAUGCGAAAUCCUCUUUGUCUUCUGGCUUCAAUUCUACGGCGGAGUUUGUUGGAUCAGCAAGCUCUUGGCGCCGUAUUUACACACUCUGGUCUUCGUUAAGGAAGAACCCUUAAGCUGAGGUUAACAGUAUGAGAUUGGUAGGGUUAGAUUGAAUCCGCUGUUUAGCAGUUCACGAGGUACUGUUGAUCGGUGUAACAUGUUAGUAGGUUUGAUGCAGUAGUCGUCGAGAAGCGAAAAUCAUGGCAAAGGGGUUACAGAGACGGAAUCCAAUUAAUCUACUUCUAAGCUUGUCAAGAUCAAUAAGGAUGAGAUAUUGAGUGGGCGAAUUGAAAAUCAUAGAAAAUAAUUAAGUAGCUGGUGGAACGUGAUUUACAUUAAUCGUUUAGGAACAGGGUUUAAGAAGAUGUACCGUACAAAGGACUUGUAUAGGUGUGGCCUCGGCGAGCAUUGGCGUCGCCAGAUUGGGGAUGUUACUCCUACUGCAUUUUCUCGAAAGAUCGGUGGCUGUGAGGAUCUCAUCCACCGUCUUAUUAAUUACGCGGAGUUGGAAGGACACAAUGGGUGUGUAAAUACAGUGUCUUUUAACCCAUCUGGUGAGCUUCUAGUGUCCGGUUCAGAUGACCAGGAGAUCAAAGUGUGGAAUUGGGGAAGCAAAACCGAGGUUCUAUCUUAUGAAUCAGGUCACGAAGACAACGUGUUUCAGGCCCGAGUGAUGCCGUACUCUGAUGACCGCAUCAUUGUUAGCUGUGCAGCUGAUGGCCAGGUGAGAUAUGGGACCAUUCUUGAAAACGGAAGGGUUAGCACAAAGAACCUUGCAAAACAUAGGAACCGUGCUCACAAGAUGGCAAUUGAACCUGGCAGCCCUCGCAUUUUUUACAGCUGUGGAGAAGAUGGUGUUGUUCGACAUUUUGACUUGCGGGAGGAGAAAAGUACAAAGCUCCUCACUUGUCAUCAAUUUCGAGCAAGCACUGGCAAGCCAAGUCGGUCUAGAGUAGUCCGGCUGAAUGCGAUUGUCAUGAACCCAAGAAACUUCAACUACUUCGCUGUAGGGGGUUCUGAUCAAUAUGCACGCGUUUAUGACUUGCGGCGAGUUAAUGCGAAUGGGUUUGAAAUGGAAGACAAUCCUGUUCAGUGUUAUGCUCCAAAACAUCUCCAAGGGCGAGAUCACGAGGAACAUAUCACGUGUGUUGCCUACUCUCACCAAGAGGAACUUCUCGUUACCUACAACGACGAGCUCAUUUACCUGUUCGACAAAAGCAUGAGCUUGGGUUCUGGGCCGGAACAGAGAAACUCAGAAGAUGAUUGGAAGGGUGACGAUGAAGGUGAGGGAUCUCAGCAGGACGUUCCACAGCCGCAAGUAUACGAGGGUCACCGAAAUCACCAGACUGUGAAGGGCGUCAACUUUUUGGGUCCUAACACAGAAUACGUCGUCAGUGGCUCAGACUGUGGGCGAAUUUUUAUUUGGAAGAAGAAAGGCGGGGAGCUUGUUGCUUUGAUCAAGGGAGACAAUAAAGUCGUGAAUUGUCUUGAGCCUCAUCCUUAUGCUACCGUGCUGGCCACCAGUGGUAUUGACGAAACCAUCAAAGUCUGGGCUCCUAUUUCGGAGCGCAUCCUUGAGCUUCCGCAGGAUGCUGAGAGAGUUAUGAAGAUCAACAAACGAAGGAGAGAGAGCCAUGCAUCGAGCGUUCCGCUCACCGCAGGUCUUGUGAGAACGCUGCUCCUGCAGCGACAUCUUCAAAUACCAACUGAAGGCGAGGGUGGAACUUAUACUCGCGUUUCCUUCGAGGGGGGUUCUUUUGAUGACGAGAUUGCGGCCGUGCUGGACAGCGACUUCGAAGGUGAUGACGACUCUUCCGAUGAUGGAGGGAAUGGAAAUCCACGUGAAUGUAUAAUUAGCUGAACAGGGUUGGAUGGGGAGCAGAUAUCAACCUUUCGUGUGGUCUUAAACAAUGGCCUCCCAAACGAAGAAAUAGAGGUCAUAGUUGCUACACAUUCCUAGAUAGGUAUUGAUGUUGUGUACAAAGUUGGUGAUGGUCAGUAGUGGAGUGAUGCUUGCUGCCCGGUGGGUGAUUGCAGAACCGGCCAUGUCUCCACUGCGGUAGAUCGCCCCGCAGUUAUCUUUAAAAAAUGCUUGUGUUUUGAAUUUUAGAUUUUAUAUUGAAUGGAGAAAAGUUCAGAUUUGUA
Molecule: messenger RNA, 2541 nt
Organism: Physcomitrium patens
Lineage: Eukaryota; Viridiplantae; Streptophyta; Bryopsida; Funariales; Funariaceae
Source: RefSeq, a predicted model, not a curated record